Messenger RNA from Daldinia loculata, 2144 nucleotides. RefSeq lists its product as uncharacterized. Bases 215 to 1564 code for a protein of 449 amino acids. NCBI's taxonomy places the organism in Eukaryota, Fungi, Ascomycota, Sordariomycetes, Xylariales, Hypoxylaceae. The transcript has a single exon. The record is from RefSeq and is a predicted model, not a curated record.
GCAAAGCCCAGUAAUUUUCAGUAUAGCUAGUAAUUACGUAGUACCACCACACCACCAAAGUUAUUUUUUUGUAAAGGCUUUAUGCUUAAACCAAACUCUUUUCUGUUGAGCUGCUUAUAAAAACGACUCCGACGCCCUCCACGUAGUAGAGCUGCAAGUCUCAUACUCCUUUUCUCACGUAUUUCCUCGCUCUUAAACGUUUUUUGACCCAACCAUGUCCAAUAAUCCGAAGGUCCCUGUACGCUCUUCUUCUGUGAAGAAGACCACGACCACCAGCCCACCCCAUCUCGUGCCGUCUCGCACGACCUCACUUCUAGAUGUUCAAAAACGGAAGACCUCGAUUCAGGACGAGUUGUCCGCAGCGAGGAAGCGGAUAAAGCAUGCAAACUCAUACGACUCUGAGUUUUGGACGCAGACAGCUGAGAUUUCUACGAUGGAGGGCAAACGCCUGGAGUGUAUUAUUGAGGCAGGUGAUAUCGAGUCGGAGGCCGGCGACGAAGACGCGCGUUUGGAAUGGGACUCGAAGCGAGCCCAGCUCCUCGCGGAGCAAAAGGCCGCCGAGAAAUGGCGGCAAAUCUCGCAAACGCUGUCAUCCCGCCUCGAGUUCGACCCGACCGACCCCAAGGACAAGGACAAGAAGAAUCGGAGUAUGUUUGUCAAACUCUUCAACACCUCGAGUCUGGGUUUCGGGGUGAAGACGGCGGGCAGUGGCCGAAGAGAAACGACGGACCAGUCCAAUUUCCGGAAGGCCCUCAUCAAGGCCUACCAUCCGCCGCAGUGGAAGCGCGGCGCAAUAUGGGAUCCGGUUUUGGGCAAGAAGAUGGAUGAAGAGCUUAUCACCGCCGCGCACCUGUUCCCAUGCAAGUCUGAGUGCUUGAUGGACGAAAUAUUCGGCCCGGGCGCUAGGGAGGAGCUGUUUUCCCCUCUGAACGGCCUGCUACUCAGCACGAAGGUCGAAAAGGCCCUGGACAAAGGCCACCUCGCGAUUGUCCCGGACGUCCCUGACCCUGCGGACCAUGCCUUGAUGCGGGCGUGGAGUACAACCGAGCCCAAGGGGUACAAGGUCGUUGUCUGUUCUAGCAACUUUACAAAGUCUGUGGGCAUGUUCGACGCCGAUGUACAUGGCAUCAGUUGCCUCAUGGACCUACACAAUCGCCCCCUUCACUUUCUCACGGAUGCUCGCCCGCGGGCGCGAUACAUUUGGUGGACCUUCCUAGCCGGCAUCACAUACUUGGAUUGGAGCCAGUCCGAGCGUAAGGUCAUCAAGGAGGAGGUGGCGAUGCGUGUGCGCUACUGGGGCACAAGAUGGCGAUAUGCGAAGGCGGCCCAUAUUCGUAGCUUCAUCGAAGAACUGGGCCAGGACAUCGAGAGCAUCGUGGACGACAGUUCCGGGAGCGGCAACGGAGAGGACGAGGGAGUAGAGGCGGAAGCCGGGGAAAUGGCUGCGAUAGCAGUUGUAUCUACCAAAAUCUUGGACGCGGGGAAGGAAAGCCGGGUGAAGGCUGGAGAAGAGAGUGAAGACGAGAUUGAGGACGAGGAGAACGACGAGGAUGAGGAGGAUUAGGACAACUGACGGAGGUCAGCGCAUAGAAAGUCUCGAUGCGGACCUGGGAUUGAAGUUGGUAAGGCAUUCAUUUCCGGGAAGGAGACUGCGGAACGCAGGUGCAGAUUGUUAACCCAAUACAAUUACUAUGACUCUCUGGGGGUCACUGAACUUCUUAUCUAUCCCGCAGCGUGAUCCCAUCGUAGAUACCUUUUCCACGAUUGCAGCCGCGUUUAAUAAAAUAUUACUCAUCUCAAAUGACCUAAAACCGGGAUUCGAAAUUCUUUCGUUAUGUUACGCCCUUUUAACUACAUUCUUUUCAAAUUCCUCUAAUACUCUUAGCGGAUCACCGCCGAUGUUGUGUAUUGGUUUCCUGAUUAGUUCGGAGCCGAAGUGGAUGUUACCUCCGGGUCCCCACUUUCGGAAGAGCUGAUUACGAUAGGGCGAACCGGACAAGUCGGCAUCGUCGUGACCGUGCUGGGUGAAAUUAAUAGGGGUAUUAUUUGAGUGAAAGUGCCGAAUCAAGGUCUGGAUCUGCGGGAGAGCAGUUUCGGUCGUGGCGGUAAAGCAAUUUUGCAUCAAUAACGAGAGGCGCAGUCCG